AUGGCGGAUUCGUGCAGGAACCUCACCUACGUGCGGGACUCGGUGGGCCCAGCCACCAGCACCCUGAUGUUCGUGGCGGGCGUGGUGGGCAACGGGCUGGCACUAGGCAUCCUGGGGGCGCGGCGACGGUCACGCCCCUCGGCCUUCACCGUGCUCGUCACCGGACUGGCCGUCACCGACCUGCUGGGCACUUGCUUCCUGAGCCCCGCGGUGUUCGUGACCUACGCCCGCAACAGCUCGCUGCUGGGCCUGGCCCGGGGCCGCCCCACGCUCUGCGACACCUUCGCCUUCGCCAUGACCUUCUUCGGCCUGGCCUCCACGCUCAUCCUCUUCGCCAUGGCCGUGGAGCGCUGCCUGGCGCUCAGCCACCCCUACGUCUACGCCCAGCUGGACGGGCCGCGCUGCGCCCGCCUCGCCCUGCCUGCCGUCUACGCCUUCUGCACCUUCUUCUGUUCGCUGCCCCUGCUGGGCCUGGGCCAACAUCAGCAGUACUGCCCGGGGAGCUGGUGCUUCAUCCGGAUGCGCGCCACGGAGCCGGGCGGCUGCGCCUUCUCACUGGCCUACGCCAGCCUCGUGGCCCUGCUGGUGGCCGCCAUCGUCCUCUGCAACAGCUCCGUCACCCUGAGCCUCUGCCGCAUGUAUCGCCGGCAGAGGCGCCACCAGGGCUCGCUGGCGCCCGGGCCCCGGGCGGGAGAGGACGAGGUUGACCACCUGAUUCUGCUGGCUCUCAUGACGGGCAUCAUGGCCGUGUGCUCCCUGCCUCUCACGGUCCGAGGCUUCACCCAGGCCAUCGCCCCGGAUAGCAGCGAGGUGGGGGACCUCCUGGCCUUCCGGUUCAACGCCUUCAACCCCAUCCUCGACCCCUGGGUCUUCAUCCUCUUCCGCAAGGCUGUCUUCCAGAGGCUCAGGACCUGGUUGUGCUGCCUGUGCCCCAGGCCUGCCCACGGCGACUCGCAGACACCCCUCUCCCGGCCCGCCUCGGGGAGGAAGGACUCAAGGGCCCCCACUGCUCUUGGGGGGAAGGAGGAGAGAUGGGUGCCCCUGUCAGCCUGGGGCGAGGGGCGGGGGGGACGCUUACCCCAGGCACAGCGAUCCGCCAGCACCACGGGAACGUCAUCCAAAGAGGGGUCGGCGGCGGCCUGCUCCCUCUGCUGACCCGGCUGCCACGAUCUCCUGCCCUGUGUCCCGGAAGCAGGAGCCGGACACACAGGGGCGGCACGGCCGCUGGUGGACAAGCGGGGAUGAGUCUCGGGGUCCUUGUCUGCUGGAAUCUCGACCCCCUGAAUGCGGGGGGUGAUCAGCUGCUAUUCCCCUAUGUCUCCUUCUUCAGGGUGGCCACGGCAGGCUCUGGGAGAAGAGGGAGGGACAGAGGGGACGUUUGUCCUGGAACACAAAAAGAACAGGUCUCUCAAAAUAACUGGGGGCCUGGCCGGCCCGCUCUGGUCCUCGCUUGCCCAUCUAUCUCACUGUCUAAAUAUUUAGAGGGCGGGAAAGUUCCCAGAAGCUUCUGUGCACUCAGGUCUGCUCUGGUUCAGGUUCUGGCUCUGAUCCUCAUCCCUUCGGGGUGCUUGGCUGGCCCGCCCCCAAACCCCAGGGGACAUCCCUGCCCUCUCCCAGGCCACUCCAAAAGCCACCCUCUCUGCUGCCUCAUGAGAACCAGAGAUUCUUGGACAAGCUCCCUGCCUCCCCUCACUCCUGAUUUCCCAUCAGACGUGGAAGAGAUGGGGCGGGGGGGGGGGGACCAGAGGAAGGAAAGAUUGUCAUAUGCUAGGUGGCACUCUGGACACGUGCCUGGGAAGCUGCAUGGCUUGGUGGCCUGCGAGAUGUGGACUGUGGGGGCGGGAGCCCGGGUGCUGGCGGAGACGAGGGCGACCCGAGGACAAGGGCACGGGAGUUAGGGAUCCCAGGGACCACCCGGGCACAGGGACGCAGACCCAAGUCCCUGUGCCUGUCCCUGAGUAAACAGCCGCCCGCUUACUUACAAAGCCUGACCUCAGCUCAUGUGUCCUCAGAGCCCUCACAAAAAUGUCAUUGAUUCCUUCCACAAAUAGCGGGCACUGACUCUGCAGGUGUUGGAGACCCUAGACCAGUCUAUGCCCCGCCCCGGGACUCCGCUGGGGUGAUCGCCAGCCUUCUGGCUUCUGGCUUCAUGGCCUUCGCCUGCCCACAGAGAGGCCAGAGAUCAAGGGUGCUUGGGAGGGAGCUGACUGACAGGAAAGGAAGUGGUGUUUGGGGUGGUAGGCGGUGAACAGAGGGACAGCCGGGACAGCUUUUUCCCCCCAGCCCCUCCCAGUUCCCCUUUGUAGUUGCUCUAGGGUUAAAACCAUAAAUACGUACCUGGGGAGGGACCGGAGAGGGAGGCAUGGGCUUCCCAUAGAGAUAACAGCAGCUGACAUCAUUGAGUCCUCUGCUCUGCGGGGGGGGGGGGGGGUGCACCCUCUCUCCAGCCUGCUCUUAUUGGAGCCUUUCCACAGAAGCUGGAGUGAAGGCCCAGAGAGGGCAAUCGCCAGCCUUGGGUCGCACAGCGAGGAGGAAGCACAGUCUAAGGGUGCAGUUGAUCUUUCUAUCUCCGGAACCCAGCUCGCUUGGCUAGUGGCAGUGCCUCCCUGGGCCCUGGCUUCCUUUUGUGCAGAAGGGCGAUGAUAACGUAGUAUUCAGUUCACAGGGCUGUGCUCAGGAUGACCCCGUUCCCCCUGGAAAGCAGCGUAGCACAGUGCUUUCCUGGAAUAAAUACCCCAAGACGCGUUACUGUUAUUGCCAUCCUUGUCGCUGCUAUUGUUGUCUGUGGCUUGAAACGUGGGUUGAGAAAAAGCAACACUUUGCUUCCGUUGUUUCCCCAUUUCUUUUUUUUUUGUUUUGUUUUGUUCCCCAGCCACUAUGAUUUGAAUCACAUUACCGGAGAAAGAGGGGUGUCUGGGAGAGUUAAAAAAUAGGUCCAGACGAUCGUCUUUAAUGGCCAUGGGCUUCCUUUUGGGGUGAUCAAAACGUUCUGGAACUAGGUAGCGCCGAUGGUCGUACAACACUGAAAAUAUACUAAACGUCUCUGAA
This is a messenger RNA of Lynx canadensis (Canada lynx), 3048 nucleotides long. RefSeq names its product prostaglandin I2 receptor (gene PTGIR). The transcript is spliced from 2 exons. The record is from RefSeq and is a predicted model, not a curated record. Bases 1 to 1155 code for a protein of 384 amino acids. Gene Ontology annotation, biological process: negative regulation of smooth muscle cell proliferation; positive regulation of cytosolic calcium ion concentration; adenylate cyclase-activating G protein-coupled receptor signaling pathway. NCBI's taxonomy places the organism in Eukaryota, Metazoa, Chordata, Mammalia, Carnivora, Felidae. Gene Ontology annotation, cellular component: plasma membrane. Gene Ontology annotation, molecular function: prostacyclin receptor activity.